GGAGUUGGGGGUUCCUGACCAAGGGGCUGUUGGGGUGGCAGGUCCCAGGGUGGCCCCCUAGAGUCAGGGCCUCCCACAGGGUGGGCUGCAAUUGGGUUCUUAUGUGUUGUCUCUGCCCCGCCCCCCAGCUCAACCCCAAUGUCAACGCCUUCCAGCGGCGCUUUGUGGGCGAGGUGCGGCGCUGUGAGGACAUGGAGAAAACUUUCACGUUCCUGCACCAGGAGCUGCGGAAGGCUGGGCUGGCGCUGGACCCCUGCCCCGAAAGCCCCCGGGCCCCGCUGCCCCGGGAUGCCCUCCUCAUCCAGGACCAGUCGGAGCAGCUGGCGCAGGAGCUGCGGGAAGUGAGCCGCAACCGGGAGUCGCUGAGCGGGCGCCUGCGGGAGCUGCGGGAGUAUGUGCAAGUCCUGCGCGAGGGGCAGCGUUUCACCGGCCAGCUGGUGUCCCUGGGCUCCCCCGCCCGGCCCCGUGCCCUCUCGGACCAGGAGCCCCUGCUGCACCCGGCCAUGGCGCAGCGACUUGACGUCAAAAUCAAGGCUGUGAGGGAGCGGCGCCUCCAUGGGUCUGUCUGCCCCCAGAUCUGGAAGACGUUCUUCGAGGGGCGCUACCUGAUCCUGCUCAUGGGGGCCUUCUCCAUCUACACCGGCCUCAUCUACAACGAGUGCUUCAGCAAGGCCACCGCCAUCUUCCCCUCUGCCUGGAGCCAGGCCACCAUGGUCAACCAGUCCAACUGGAGAUCAGAGUACUUAGCACGAAACGCCUUCCUCAGCCUGAACCCCAACGUCACGGGAGUCUUCAGGGGACCCUACCCCUUUGGGAUUGACCCGAUCUGGAGCAUGGCCAACAACCACCUCAACUUCCUCAACUCCUUCAAGAUGAAGAUGUCGGUGAUUCUGGGCAUCGUCCACAUGAGCUUCGGGGUGCUGCUCGGCGUCUUCAACCACGUGCACUUCAAGCAGCCGUACAAGGUGGUGCUGGUCUUCCUGCCCGAGGUGGUCUUCCUGCUGGCGCUCUUCGGCUACCUCGUCUUCAUGAUCUUCUACAAGUGGUUCACGUUCAGCGCCGUUAACUCCCUGCUGGCACCCAGCAUCCUCAUCCACUUCAUCGACAUGUUCCUCUUCACCGAGAACCCCGAAAACCAUCCGCUGUACCCGGGACAGGUAACUCUCCCCAGCAACCACCGGCCGUGUCGGGGACAAUUAACACCCCCAGCAACUGCCUGCUGUACCCAGGACAGACCCCGAGGCUCAUGGCAGCUGGGCUGUGAUCUGGGCGCUUCCCCCUCCAGCAUGGCAGAACCGGGGCUGGGUGGCUCUCCAGGGCAGCUCCAGAUGGCAGGUGUCUGCGCAGGCGGGGGGCAGGGAGAGCUUGUGGGUGGGCCCUGGCACGGCUCAGGGACCAAAGCUGGAGGGGGUGUGUGGGGGGAGCACCCCGCUCCCCACACAUGCUGCUGCCCCACGGCCAUUCACCCUGUCCUGCUGCCUUGGUGUCUCCAGCACUUUGAAUUCUCGGAAGUCUUCAUGCACCAGGCCAUCCACACCAUCGAGUACUGCCUGGGCUGCAUCUCCAACACGGCCUCCUACCUCCGCCUGUGGGCGCUCAGCCUGGCCCAUGCACUCUUCAUGCACCAGGCCAUCCACACCAUCGAGUACUGCCUGGGCUGCAUCUCCAACACGGCCUCCUACCUCCGCCUGUGGGCGCUCAGCCUGGCCCAUGCACCACCCCCUUGGGUGGGGGAAGCCUUCGGGCGGUUUUGGGAGCAGCUGAGUGCACUGACCCCCCUUCUCUGUGUUGCUUGCAGGGUGGAAUUCCAGAACAAGUUCUACGUAGGUGCCGGGUACAAGCUGACCCCCUUCACCUUCCCCCCCGACAGCUGGGAGUAGGCCCGGCCCAGCCCUU
Molecule: messenger RNA, 1896 nt
Organism: Pelodiscus sinensis (Chinese soft-shelled turtle)
Lineage: Eukaryota; Metazoa; Chordata; Testudines; Trionychidae
Source: RefSeq, a predicted model, not a curated record